GUAAUCUCCUGACGUAACAAAGCGCUGAUGAAGAAGCUGCUCCCUGCUUUCCAUUUCAUCCUUCUGCAGAACAGGAGCACUUUUAUCUGUUCAUCUACACUUGCUUCCAACUAAUUAGGGUUUUUUUUUUAUUAUUAUUUCUGCAGUAGCUCGGGGCAGGUUGCCAGUCCACCACAGAGUUUGAUGUGUACAAGUGGCAAUCUGCCCAUGCAGUGGCAGUUACGCUGAAAAAUGCCCCUCGGCAGAUUGCCAUCAAAGUUACGCAAAAGAUUAAUUUCUGUGGAACCGAAAAAGAAAAAUUUUUGUGUUUAGUCUGGGAAGUCUGAAUCCUGCUCCUAGACCCACUGGUCAGGCUGAACUGGUCCAAAAAGCAAACUAUUUGGCAAAUGUCUGAUAGACACACGUGGAGAUCACUCAGGACUCACACAUACACACAUAGGUGGAGCAUGGACUUAAACCAGAGAACACAAGGCUGUGCAUUCAUCAGUAUGGAGUCUGGAAAGUCAAAGAAAACGACAUGGAGUGAUGACGGAGUAAAACAGUGUGUCAGCGCGACUGAAUGAGUGGAAUGUCAGCAACAAGGAGUGGAAGAGCAGGAGGAGUGUGGUGACACUCGGGCAGGGGAGGGGACAAGUGCAAAGCAGCUGCUGAGAGCUCAGGAGGAGCGUUCAGACCUGAGACACAGGUUCAAAAACACUACCAACACAGACAGACCUGCACCUCAACGAACUGCUGCUCCCUCUUUCUGUUUUCGGGGCAAAGAGAUUGAGUGAACUCAUCAAGGGAGUCUUCAAGACAUGAGCAGUGUUCAGGACAGCUGUCGACAGUAUGGAGAUUCCUUUUUAGAGUUUGGAUGGAGAUGAUUUCAAGCGUUGCUGACUCAGACGAUCUGGAAAGACGACAAACAAACCUGCAGCCAUGCCAAACUCACAAGAACUGAGCUUAGAUGAAAAUGCGGUCUUUCUGCCGGUGGACGAGUCCUCCACUGGGUUCCUUCACUCUGAGCGGGAGCGUGAAGCAGUGGAGGAACUCCUGAGCGCAGGAGCCGAGGCCUUCUACAGCACCAUCGGGCCAGAGCGCUUUGGCUGCUUUCUAUCUCCCGAAGAGGUCGGGCAGAUGAGCAACUGGGUUCAGAACUGGGUUCAGCCAGAGGAGGAGAAUGGACUGGAAAGGAACACGCUGGCGGAGGAGUACUGCUCCACCUACUUUCCUGAACCUUUUGACUUUCCAGCCCCAAAUCUGGACCUGGGAUGGCCGGAAGACCAGCCAUGUGGGAAGAACAGCCUGAUGGUUUACAGCAGUCCUCCUGUGGAGGGACAGCCACCCGUCAGGGAGAUCAUAAGAACACAUUUGCAAGAAGCUAAAAAAGUAAUCGCCAUAGUGACAGACGGCCUAACAGACAAUACUAUAAUCAGUGAUUUACACAUGGCUGCUUCCCGAGGAGUCCCUGUCUACAUCAUUCUCAACAAAAGGUCUGCCCAGGAGAAUUUCACCCUCAGCAGACUGCGACAUCCAUACAUGAGGGUUCGAGUUCUUGGAGGAAAAUCUUUUUACUCAAGAACUGGAAGAAAGGUAGUGGGAGAAUUAAAGGAGAAAUUCCUGCUGGUGGAUUUGAAGACAGUGAUCCUCGGCAGCUACAGCCUCACAUGGACGGACGCCCACCUCCAUCGACAGCUGAUCACUGUUUUGACAGGAUCGACAGUUGACUGGUUCGAUACAGAAUUCAGGACUCUCUACGCCGAUUCUCUCCCUGUUCAUGAAACCGUGACGCUCCCGGGAAACAUGGUUUUUCAUGCGCCUGACAAGCUGAAAAACUCCAUCCAUCCCCGCUUCCAAAAACGGCUCUCUGUGGAGCUAGAGAUUCCUCCCAACAUUCCAUCUCCAGCUAAAGACCUGCUCCUGGACUGGAAAGACAUGGGCUUUUAUCAAGAAAUCCCCAGUAGUCAAGACACUCUUCCUGAUUUACAUGAAAACAAUUUGGGAGAAGAGAUAUCACAACAGAAUGACAACAAAGAGGAGUUCAUUUUGGAGAGAAUUGCUUACCAUGGACACCACUUUAAAGACGAGAAAAGGGUACAACAAAACAUCUCACCAAAAACAGUUGGAGUGACAAAAGAUCAUGCAACUUUAACCAAUACUGAACCAAGGUUUACCCAGACAGUAGAUCCAAAGAGGUUGGAAAGACUGGAUCACAAAAUAGAAAAAGCCCUUUGCAGACAAACCCACAAACAGAAAAACAACUUGCACAACGGAUCUACAGAACCAGACGAUGAAGCUUCAGAAACAUACAAGGAGACUCGACUCAUCUUAAGAAGGCAUUCGGGUGUAUGGAUGAGAAAUACCACCAUAACCCCUUCCAGAAGGUCUUUAAUCUUAGAUGAACCAAAACCUGAGUGUCACAGGUAUACGAAUGACAUUCUGAAGACAAUCAUGCAGGGAACUGAGGGGAUUUUAAGGAGAAAAAAUGACCCUCUGUUCUUGGAAAAGCCCCAGUUGGACCUGGGUGGGGUCUACACCGACAUGAGUUGCUCAAAGAUAGGAGGUCAGAUGCCGAGGACUCAAGGAGGAUUUUUUACAGAUCAAAUGACGCCGGCAUCAAUACUGAUUAAGGAAAGAAAUCAAGAGACCAGAGUCGUAACGCCGAAGGCGACGCGCUUGACGAGAGCAUUCGAUGAAAGGAAAGACUUUUAUUCGCUGCGUGGAGAUGAAUAAAGUUUAUUGAAAUUAUUUGAAAAUGAAGGAAAAAAAAUACUUUUUCAUGUCGUUAAAGGCUGCAUUCACUAAAACUUUAAAAUAAAACCAUGUCUUAAAAAAAUAUGCAAAGACAUGUCAUAAUAUUUUUUUUAAGUUUUACAAAUAAAAAAAUAUAUCUUAAUCCCGACCUUUAUAUUGUUCUCAACUCUUACCCAUCAGACAUAUGCACUGUGACAUUAUGAAGGAAAGUGAAAUAUGCUGAAAAAUAUUUGCACUUUUUAUAUCAUUAAAAAAAUGUUUACAUUGUUUUUAUGUUAUUCCUUUAAGAAGAACUCUUUCACUGAAGAACAUAGUGAACAUAAGAAGAAAGCCUUUCUGUAUUAAUUUUCCUCUGCAACUGACUCUGUGACACUUUAUUCUAUAUUUAUUUGUGAAACGUGUACAUUUGUCCUGGG
Oryzias melastigma (Indian medaka) is the source of this 3149-nucleotide messenger RNA. RefSeq names its product family with sequence similarity 83 member E (gene sack1e). The coding region runs from base 919 to 2712 and encodes 597 amino acids. Lineage: Eukaryota; Metazoa; Chordata; Actinopteri; Beloniformes; Adrianichthyidae. Gene Ontology annotation, biological process: epidermal growth factor receptor signaling pathway. The transcript has 9 exons. The record is from RefSeq and is a predicted model, not a curated record.